Cyanistes caeruleus (blue tit) is the source of this 1067-nucleotide messenger RNA. RefSeq names its product leukemia NUP98 fusion partner 1 (gene LNP1). NCBI's taxonomy places the organism in Eukaryota, Metazoa, Chordata, Aves, Passeriformes, Paridae. The record is from RefSeq and is a predicted model, not a curated record.
UUAUGUUUAGGCAGCGCCCGGGGCUGCAGUGGGACAGGUUUUAGGGUGGGAGUGCAGAAAGAGUGUUUGAAACUGCGUCUCUGCUUCCUCUUGUUGGCAGAACAGUGUGAAGCUACUAGCUUGGUGGUGGAAUUUGACCUUGUCUGUUUGGGAGACCCACCCCCCGCCAAGUUUGGAGCAUCUGUGCAUGGAAUAUGAUGAGGAUGAUGAUAUUUUCUUUGCAAAAUGGAUGAGCAGCUUCUGGGGCCACAGCUUGGCAGAUGAGGAGAAAGAAGGCAGAGGCCACAAGAAACAUCAGCCACGACUCUGUAGUGAAAGGAGGGCAUCCCUGCCGGCCAAGCUUUCCUCCCUCCAUGCAACACGACUUCAUGCUUCUGCCAAAGGCUCAUCUUCAGGCCACCUCAGGGGCUCCAAGGAAUUUCAAGAAGACCAAGAUGUCAAAUGCCACUUCCACAGUAAGGCAAGCAGAACACCUUCAGCAGACAGCUCGUGUCCAGAGACAAGAUCAAACUCCAUUCAGGAAUUUGCAGAGUCCUUUGAAAAGCAACUGCAUCUCAAAAGCAAACGCUCAGUUUCUUUGCAACCUGAAGGUGCAAAAGAGAGACGAGAAAGAGAAAAAUUGCAUUUGAGAAAAAGCAAGUCUCAUAAGAAAAUGGGAGAGAAAUCAGAGGCAAGGAGAGAUCGGGAAGAAGCUGAAAGUUCAGAAGUACCUGCAAAACACAGCCAACAUUUUCCAUCACAAGCAAGCAUUCAGAAAGGCUAUGUAUGCACAGGAAGCUAGACUGCAUUAAGAUAAUCAAGCUUAACACUCCCCCUGAAGAGCAGAGGGGGCAUUCUUGUUCUGUUUUGACUAGGAGAGGCCUAUUAGCUAGAAUAACCCCUAAGCUGUAAAAUAAAAGUAAAAUUCAACUGCAGCACUGGCACCAUGUUACUGCUACUUCCUUUCUUUACUUUUGUCAUUACAAAUGUGACCUUUGUCAUAGGAGUGCAUCAGUAGCAAGAUCCAAGUUAGAGAUUAACCAUGAUAAGAGCAUUUAAGGCAUAUUCAGCAUUGCAGCAGAACAGUG